Sparassis crispa is the source of this 447-nucleotide messenger RNA. RefSeq lists its product as hypothetical. The transcript has 2 exons. NCBI's taxonomy places the organism in Eukaryota, Fungi, Basidiomycota, Agaricomycetes, Polyporales, Sparassidaceae. Bases 1 to 447 code for a protein of 148 amino acids. The record is from RefSeq and is a predicted model, not a curated record.
AUGCCAUCUCCGUCCGCUCCGAGCCGCCUCCGCUUUUUCGCCCCUCCGUACCCCACCUAUCAUCGCAAACGGACAAAAUCGGACGACACCAAGCUACCGCCCAGCAACGUUAUAUCCCUUCUUCGCCGCAAUCCCUGUCCCGGUGGCUGCUGUGGGACAUCUUCGCAAGCUGGUCCACCGUAUUCCGUCACCGUCCCGCUUGUUCUCCUCCCUCACACAUUUUUGGGCACGAAUAAUGAACACCAUGUCACCGUCAUCAUCGUGAAAUUCAGGAGGGAUGACGCCGACGUGGUCGGAUCCGCAACACAUUCGAGGGGUUCCGUAUCCCACUGCGCGGUACAGUGGCGAGCCAGCGCGAUCUUCAGAGGAACGGACCGGCUGGUUUCGGAAUCGCGUCAUGUCGACCCAUCGAGCUCCCCGCCGACAGCGCGCGUCUCGCGUUUGUAA